Molecule: messenger RNA, 852 nt
Organism: Brenthis ino (lesser marbled fritillary)
Lineage: Eukaryota; Metazoa; Arthropoda; Insecta; Lepidoptera; Nymphalidae
Source: the annotation of a GenBank genome assembly
AUGUCGUCAAGAACUAGCCACAUACAGUUUUUAAUGAUGGUGGAAUUCAUGGAAAAAAAUGGAGAUUUAUCGAAACCUCAGUGUUUGCCGCAGGGGCGUCAGUAUUGUUUAAGAAUGUGGAAAGAAUUAGCGGAACUUCUUAACAGCCAGGGAAUCGGAGAAUAUCGCAGUGAAGAAAAGUGGCGAAAAGUAUGGAGUGAUUUAAAAAAUAAUACGAAAAGGAAGUGGGCAAAAAUUAAUAGAUCGGUGCGUGGUACAGGUGGUGGGCCUGCUCUUAAAAUGUGCCUAACCGAUUUAGAGAACCGGGUUCUUACUAUUAUGGGUGUCCAGGCAGCAACUGGAAUGCCCAUCGCUGAAAUUGGUUUUGGAAUGGCAGAAGACACUGUGGAAGUUAUUCAAAUAGUGUCCUAUGAUGAACCCAGAGAGCCUGUUACUACACCAACACCUAUUGUUGACAAUGAAGACUGGAACACUCCUGGGUGCAGCAAGGAUGCAGUGCCAGUACCUCCUAUCCUAGGAUCCUUCACACCGCCUAGACCGUCUACACCCCUUAAACCCACCACUCCACCAAAAUCUCCCACAGUCCCCCACAGGCAAACCACCUCACAACCUCCACCUCACAAGAGGAAAAACACCAUAACCCUACCAGAAUAUUUUAUCAUGUGUGAGGAGAAUGCAAGAAAGUAUAAUAAGGAGAGAGAAAGGAUGGCCUUAGAAUUAGAAAGAGAGAGGAUUCGACAGAGAGACAUUGAGCUUCGUCAACGAGAUACUGAGCUACAGUUGCAAGCUCAAUGGCUAGAGUUUAUGAAAGUAGCACUGAAUGUUUUAGACAAAUAUUUUAGUAAUAAGCAU